Molecule: messenger RNA, 765 nt
Organism: Dibothriocephalus latus
Lineage: Eukaryota; Metazoa; Platyhelminthes; Cestoda; Diphyllobothriidea; Diphyllobothriidae
Source: the annotation of a GenBank genome assembly
AUGCAAAAUUCUGAAACUCCACUUCAAUCUAGCAUCCUAAAUACAGAAGAGGGCCAAGAGUCUGCAGGUGACAAGAGCUUCCUGCAAGAAUUCCAGAGUUUUCGUUCAGCAGUCUUUGGAACAAACUUAGUUGAUGACGACUUUUGCGAGUCUUAUCCUCCGGAUGAGCCUUUUAAUGAAUCAAAUAGCCUCCAGGAAUCCUACAAACUUGUGGAAGUUACCGAUCUAGACGAAGAGAGCCGUGACGCACUACCUCUAGGCGAUCGUAUUACCGACACUGCCAACGACACGGAUGCAAGUUUUGAUGAAAGUUUCCUAGAACAUCAUAGUGGUGAUCGUACUGCGGCUCCCUCGAAAACUUUGCGCAGCGAAAACUUAGCUGCAGGUAUGGCAGCCCCCCGCGUGCCCACAAACUACUCGCAGCCUGAGCGCACUGUCGCCUUGCCCAAUCAAUGUGAAGACUCCGACAUAGAGUUUGUCAAUCCACACCAAGUGCUGCUUACUGCACAGGAGGAUCCUAUCCUCACACAUGACACUCUAGUUGCCAGAAUGACCGCCGCCGGCGUCCAAUGGGUACCUCCCGGCCAGAAUACAAAGAAGACGGCGCAUGUGCGUUGGUCUACACCGCAAGUUGGGCCAGGCUCUUUGGUUGUUGCCAGUUCAGUUUCCACCAAUGUCAACGGAAGCCAGCCUGUCACUUCUACUGCCAUAUCUUCGACUUCGGAUGAUACAUUGAAGAAUCCUGAUCCAACUGGCACCCGGUAG